CCAAGGAGAACUCCUGGUGAGAAUACGUGAUGCUGCUGAUUUCUGUUUUGUAGCGCUGAGUGCGGCAGGUAUAUAAAGCUGCUCGACGGGUCUCCUGUCCACUGACGGGGAGAGGAGACAGGCGGCUGCAACAUGCCAGUGACCGGAGAGCGAAUCCACCAGACUGCAGGCACCUCAUCGGUAUCUUCAACAGACGGAAAGCAUACCCACAUGAACUCCCAGCCCGACAACAGCCACCAGCAGCAGUCUGGUAACGGGUGCAACUACCGGGGUCCAAACCAGAGCCAAAAACCAAAGCAUGUAGACGGACCUGAGACGCAGGCCCUGCCCAUGCCAAUUACAGACCCCCCAAUUCAGUACACUAAGUUGUUCAUCAAUAACGAGUGGUGUGAGUCCCGCAGCGGAAGAAAGAUUCCCGUGCAUGAUCCCGCCACAGGGAAGCUGCUGUGUGAAGUGGAAGAGGCUGACUCCGAAGAUGUGGACAAAGCAGUGAGGAGUGCCAGAGCCGCCUUCCAGAUUGGGUCACCAUGGCGAUCCAUGGAUGCUUCAGACCGAGGUCAACUACUCAAUAAACUUGCAGACUUAGUGGAGAGAGACCGGCUACUACUGGCAACACUAGAAGCUCUGGACUCUGGCAAAGUGUUCCUUAUGGCAUAUUUUGUAGAUCUCAUGGCCACAAUCAAAACCUUGAGAUAUUAUGGAGGCUGGGCAGACAAGAUUCAAGGCAAAACCAUCCCUGUAGAUGGAGACUAUUUCACUUACACACGACAUGAGCCCAUCGGAGUGUGCGGCCAGAUCAUUCCUUGGAACUUCCCUGUAAUGAUGUUUGCAUGGAAAAUUGCUCCUGCUCUCUGCUGUGGGAACACUGUAGUCAUCAAACCUGCUGAACAGACCCCAUUAUCAGCCCUGCACAUGGCUGCGCUCAUCAAAGAGGCUGGUUUUCCUCCAGGAGUGGUGAACGUAGUGCCAGGUUAUGGUCAGACAGCAGGCUGUGCCAUUUCCCACCACAUGGACAUCGACAAAGUAGCCUUCACCGGAUCUACUGCGGUUGGGAAACUCAUCCAGAAGGCUGCAGGUGACAGCAAUCUGAAAAGAGUUACACUAGAACUCGGUGGAAAAAACCCAAAUAUUGUCUUUGCUGACUGUGACUUAGAGUAUGCAGUGGAGCAGGCCCACAGUGGUCUGUUCUUUAACCAGGGCCAGUGCUGCCUGGCUGGAUCCAGGGUGUUUGUAGAGGAACCGAUAUACGAGGAGUUUGUCCACCGCAGUGUAGAGAAGGCCAGAUCCAGUGUCCUGGGAAACCCGUUGCUGCCGGGGGUAGACCAAGGACCACAGAUUGACCAAAAGCAGUUUGAUAAGAUCAUGGAUCUGAUAGAGAGCGGAAAGAGAGAGGGAGCCACACUGGAGUGUGGGGGAUCCGUGUGGGGUCAGCAGGGACUUUUCAUCCAACCCACUGUCUUCUCAAAUGUCACAGACGAUAUGCGCAUCGCCAAAGAAGAGAUUUUUGGUCCAGUGCAGCAGAUCAUGCGUUUCAGUAGCAUCCAUGAAGUCAUCCAGAGAGCCAACGCCACACACUACGGCCUGGCAGCGGGAGUGUUUACUAAUGACAUCGACAAAGCCCUAACAGUCUCUUCUGCUCUGCAGGCUGGAAUGGUCUGGGUGAACUGCUACAAUGCCAUGAGUGCUCAGUGUCCCUUUGGUGGUUUCAAGAUGUCUGGGAAUGGGAGGGAACUGGGGGAAUAUGCUCUCCAGGAGUACACUGAGGUCAAGGCAGUCACCAUCAAACUGUCACGGAAGAACUCAUAAUACCGUCAUAUCCCAGGACCCUCCCACUGUUCAUGCCUUCAGAUCCUUGCCUCUACAUUUUACAACAAUCAGAUGUAUGUUUUGAAUGCAUUGUCGAUUCUGUGUCACUACAGGAACAUUCAUUUCUGACAAGAUAAUUCUAAAAUAUUUCUAUUUUAUUGACUUAAAUGUUGUGUCUCUUUCUGCAACAAUGCAGACUUUCAUUUAUCUAUGUUCUUCCGGUGUACUAUCUCAGAUGUGUAUAACAUUUUAGUGGAUGUUCUCGAUAGUAGUGUCUGUUAUGUGUUAGUUUAAGAGAACCUGUUUUUGCUCAGAUGUACCUACUUAAAUAGCACUUUGCCAGAAAACAAUUAUUUCAAUAGGUGUCAAAAGAUGAAACUAAAAUUAGAAAGUCAUUUUACAUACUAUAUACAGGGAUUUCCGAAUGAAAUCAAUAAAAGUCUUGACCAACAUUGA
Messenger RNA from Micropterus salmoides (largemouth bass), 2262 nucleotides. Its product is annotated as retinal dehydrogenase 1-like. The transcript has 14 exons. Lineage: Eukaryota; Metazoa; Chordata; Actinopteri; Centrarchiformes; Centrarchidae. Gene Ontology annotation, molecular function: benzaldehyde dehydrogenase (NAD+) activity. The record is from RefSeq and is a predicted model, not a curated record. Bases 133 to 1806 code for a protein of 557 amino acids.